Messenger RNA from Rosa chinensis, 2254 nucleotides. RefSeq names its product cytokinin dehydrogenase 5. NCBI's taxonomy places the organism in Eukaryota, Viridiplantae, Streptophyta, Magnoliopsida, Rosales, Rosaceae. Gene Ontology annotation, biological process: cytokinin metabolic process. The transcript is spliced from 5 exons. The record is from RefSeq and is a predicted model, not a curated record. Bases 378 to 2000 code for a protein of 540 amino acids. Gene Ontology annotation, molecular function: FAD binding; cytokinin dehydrogenase activity.
UUGUCAGCACAGAAAAAAACACAGUCAGGCUCGACUCGAUCGAAUAAUCGAUCUGAAUUCCCUCUCUCUCUCUCGUUAGCCCCAAUAGUAUUAUUAGAAUGUUAUGCAUCAGUAGUGUAUGGUCCAAAAAAACCCACACUCGUCCAUUGUACUAGUACAAAGAUCGAUUCUCUGUACGUGCAUGUUCGUUGCGUCCAAAAUAAAGCCAAAUCACAGCUUACGUUCGCUCGAUCACAGACUCCCAAAACCCAACAUCGCUGCCUCAAGAUUUUGCUUCAUUCCUUUCUUUCUACAAUUUUCUUGAAGAUCGUACCGCCGGUGUUUUUAUAAAGAAGAAGAUCAAGAAUAUUGAAGAACAAGAAGAAAAGGAGCGCAAGAUGGCUACAAAGCUUGUUUUGAUUACAUUCGCGAUAUGUAGGCUGCUUAUUACGGUGGGGCUGACCAUGGAACCGGCGGAGCUGCUCCGUCUCGUGGUGGACGGACAGCUCAGCCUGGAUCCGUCCGACGUGGAGACGGCGUCCAAGGACUUUGGUCUCAUGAGCCGAGCGGAGCCGUUGGCCGUUAUGCACCCGGCUUCGGCGGAAGACGUAACGCGGCUCGUGCGGGCUGCGUACUCUUCCGCCAAGGGCUUCAGCGUCUCAGCUCGUGGGCAUGGCCACUCCAUCAACGGCCAGGCCCAGGCGAGAAAUGGGGUGGUGGUUGAAAUGAGCGGAGGGAACCGGGUUGGGUCGGGGAAGCCGGCCGCCGGCCGGAGUGAGACUGUGGGUCGGGUUGUUUCGGAGAAGGGUUUGUACAUGGACGCGUGGGGAGGGGAGCUGUGGAUAGAGGUGUUGAGGGCGACGUUGGAGUAUGGACUCGCCCCCAAGUCGUGGACAGACUAUUUGUACUUGUCAGUAGGCGGUACACUCUCCAACGCCGGAAUCAGUGGCCAAGCUUUCAACCAUGGACCUCAGAUUAGUAAUGUUCUUGAGGUUGACGUUGUUACAGGCAAAGGCGAGCUCUUGACAUGUUCAGAAGAGAGAAACUCAGAGCUGUUCCACGCUGUUCUUGGUGGGCUUGGCCAGUUUGGAAUCAUCACUAGGGCUAGAAUUGCCCUUGAACCAGCCCCCAAAAGGGUGAGGUGGAUCCGAGUACUGUAUUCAAAUUUUUCGGCCUUUACCAAAGACCAGGAAUAUCUGAUCUCUCUGCAUGGGCAACCCAGCAGCCAGAAAUUCGAUUACGUUGAGGGUUUCGUUAUUGUCGACGAAGGCCUCAUCAACAACUGGAGGUCAUCUUUCUUCUCCCCAAGCAACCCUGUCAAGAUCUCCUCCAUUGAUUCUAAUGGGAAUGGAGGUGUUUUAUAUUGCUUGGAGAUAACCAAAAACUACGAUGAUUCAACCGCUGAUACUAUUGACCAGGAAAUAGAGGCUUUGUUAGAAAAACUGGAUUUUGUACCGACAUCAGUGUUCACUACUGAUCUUCCCUACGUGGAUUUUCUGGACCGGGUUCACAAGGCCGAGUUGAAGCUCCGGUCCAAGGGCUUGUGGGAUGUUCCCCAUCCAUGGCUCAACCUUUUUGUCCCCAAAUCAAGGAUUGCUGACUUCGACGAGGGAGUGUUCAAGGGCAUUUUGGGAAACAAAACAAGCGGCCCGGUUCUCAUCUACCCCAUGAACAAAGACAAGUGGGACCAGCAGAGCUCGGUGGUGACGCCGGAUGAGGAUGUUUUUUACCUUGUGGCAUUGCUGAGAUCGGCUUUGGAUUCCGGGGACGAAACUCAUACGUUGGAGUACCUGACCGAUCAGAACCGUCGGAUAUUCAAGUUCUGUGAUGAAGCAGGGAUCAAGAUAAAGCAAUACCUUCCCCACUACACAACACAGCAAGAGUGGAUGGACCACUUCGGGGAUAAGUGGCCUCAGUUUUACCAGCGAAAGAUGGAGUUCGAUCCCCGGCAGAUUUUAGCCACCGGCCAAUGUAUAUUUGCCGGCCCCUCGGUUUCUAUAGCCGGUCACGAUCAAUUGUGAUCGGAGAAUUGAUUCAUCAUGUACAAACCACUCAGUAGGAGCAGCAGCAGCAAACUUAGGGAGGGAUGUAUCUCACUGCCUGUUAAAUUAACUAGUCCAAUGUACAAAUAAUAAUAGCAGGAAUGAGGAAGGGUAAUUUUGACAAUUAAAACUAGAAAAGCUAGAAGGAUUUUUUUUUUUUUUUCAGGGUGUCACCAUGGUGCUCUGCAACUGGAUAUGUAAUGUUGUUUGUAUCAUGCAGUGCCCGUGAACCC